Molecule: messenger RNA, 1731 nt
Organism: Mollisia scopiformis
Lineage: Eukaryota; Fungi; Ascomycota; Leotiomycetes; Helotiales; Mollisiaceae
Product: putative hexose carrier protein
Exons: 7
Coding region: 17-1573 (518 amino acids)
Biological process (GO): carbohydrate transport; transmembrane transport
Cellular component (GO): membrane
Molecular function (GO): carbohydrate:proton symporter activity
Source: RefSeq, a predicted model, not a curated record
CUCAAAACAAUCAGAAAUGUUGCAGAGAUCUCGAACCGGGACGUGGAUGCCCGCAUGGGUUCCACAAUCCACUGUCACACUCGCUUUUUGCCUCAUGUUUUGCUCAAUGGUUCAAUCAGCGACUGGUGGAUAUGAUGGUUCGAUGUUGAAUGGCCUCAAUAUUCUUCCCUCGUAUACCGACUACUUCAAUUUGAAUGCUGCAACGACGGGUCUAAAUACUGCCUCUGUCUUUAUCGGUGGAGCUCUUGGUCCUAUUUUCUCUGGCAUCGUGUCUGAUCGUUAUGGUCGGCGCCCAGCAAUCUUCUGGGGAUCAGUUAUUACCCUCCUCGGCGUUCUCCUCCAAACUGCAGCUCAGAACAUCGCGAUGUUCGUUAUAGCUCGAAUCAUUCUUGGCUUUGGAGCUGCUCUCUCCGGUAUCGCAGGUGGAGUAUACCUCUCGGAAACUUUCCCCAGCCGAUGGCGAGCUUGGGGAGUUGGUCUGCUCAAUGAUUUCUAUUAUGUCGGCGCACUCAUCGCUGCUGGAAUCACACUGGGCACAGGACAAUGGAAUUCCACAUGGGCCUGGAGAUUACCUUCUCUUCUUCAGGGGGUUUUCUCACUUCUCUGCAUCAUCAUUCUACCAUUCAUCCCUGAAUCUCCUCGAUGGCUUGUGCAUGAAGGUUUCUUUGACGAGGCGCGAAUUGCCGUUGCGCAAACAAAUUCUAACGGGGAUAUAUCCGAUCCUAUUUCGAUUGUUAUAUACAAGGAGAUUGUGGACACAUUAGAUUGGGAAAAGAGAGAGUGUCGGACCAUGAGUCCUAUGGAAAUGAUCAAAACUCCUGUUGCCAGGAAAAGAUUGCUCAUCGGAAUGUCUCCCGGUCCAUUUUCAUGUAUUGCUGGAAACAUUAUUGCCUCAUACUACCUUGGCUCCGAGCUUGAUACAGCAGGCAUCACAAACACGCUGAGUCAACUGAAAGCCAACGUUGUUCUCAAUGUCUGGUGUCUCGGCUGCUGCCUCGCAGGAACUCAGUUAGCUGCCAGAUGGGGAAGAAAAAGUACAGCUCUCCUGUCUCAAAGCCUCCUCAUUGCUUGCCUGUUCAUCAUCGGAGGCUUGUCAAAGAUGUACGCCGAUAAUCCGGAUGGCGCUUCCCAAAGUCUGGUGUACGGAGAUGUGGCAGUCAUGUUCCUAUUCCAAGGAUUUUACUCUAUCGCAUGGACCCCACUUCUGUACUUGUAUCCUCCGGAAGUCAUGAACUACUCAAUCCGUGCCAAUGGAUUGGCAGUGUCGGCUUUUAUGUUGAAUGCACUUGCGCUCGUUUUUGUAUUCAUCAUGCCAAUUGGUCUUGCUAAUAUUGGCUGGAAAAUGUACAUGGUGAAUGGAUCUUGGGAUAUUGUCAUAUUGGGUCUCAUUGCGUAUUAUUGGGUGGAGACGAAAGGCAGAACUCUGGAAGAAAUCGAUGCAUUGUUUGAAGGCGAAAAACAUUCUUCUGUCCCGGACGUUGAAUUGGUUCGGACAGGAAAGGCAGAUUUUGACAUCAACGCGUUGGAGCGAAACGAGGUCGAGAUGGAAUCAACGAAAAUGAAAGAGAACUGAGGAACCACCACGUACUUCCACCAUAAAUCACAUCAUUCCGUAUGCCUUCAAAUGCAAACUCUCUCUCAACCAAGAGCUUUCCUCAACUUUGCAAAGUUCAAAAAGCCCAAUCCAGUCGUUGGAUCCCAUCCCGUUACUGCAGGAUAUCCAUAAGUACC